GAAAUUUUUUAUGUAAAUAAUUUUUAAACCAAAACACAAUUAAAAUCAAAAAUAAAACGAAAAAAAUAAUUUUUUGGAGAGCGAGAAAUUCAACCAUUUCUCCAUCGAAUUGGCUAUAAACGUUAUAAGGAGAAUAAUACACACAAAAAAAACAAAUAUUUAACUGAAAUUUAUAUUAAAAAAAAAAAAAAAAAAAAAAAAAUAGGACAAAAGUGUUUGAAAUUAAUUUAACCGUCUGUCGAAAAUAGUGCCUGAAAAAUAAAUUUUGUAAAAUUAUUUUAAAAGCAAGCGUUAAACGUUAUAUUUUGACCAAAUCUACAAUAAUUAGAAGAACAACCAACAACACUACAAAACGUUACCACACAAAUAUCUAUCUAUCUUAAUUAUAAAAUAAUAACAACAAUACACACAAAAACAUUGGUUUACAGUCAACGCUGGAAAUCGAGCUGAAAAGCCGUUUAAUCGAAACGGAAGCAGAAACUCUUUAAGAGUAGUAGUAGUAGUAGUAGUAAUAGUAGUUGUAGUAGUAGUAGUGCUCAUCGAGAGUAGGUUCGCUUUUUUUUUUUGUUUUUUUGUUUUUUUUGCUUUUUUUUUUUUGUUUUUCGUUUUUCUACUAUCACCGGUGACACUAACACGCUGGCACUGGUGAACGAAGUUCUUGGUGGCUUUGCCUUGUCAGCGAUGCCAUUUAUUGAUGACGCUCUACUCUGGUGUCCGGAUAAUGAUGGUCGUAUUGUAGGUGGCUUGGAUAUUGCAACGUGUAUUCAGGAUGGAAUUUCUGAAAGUAAUGAAAACGCCAGCGAAAAUACUCAACUUGCCGAACAAUCAACAGAAUUGAAUGCCCUGGAGCCUUUAUGCAACGAAUCACCCGAUGAAUUAUUUCGUCAGCUUUCUGAAAGCAAUUUCGAAAUUGAAAGUCUACUUUCCGAUUUAGCUACCGUUGAAGUGAAAGAAGAGAACAAUAAUAUUAGCGAUAUUGCCGCAACCGAUGUUGUACGUGGUCCAACUGGAAAUUUUGUUACGCUUCUUAACAAUGCGAUCAGCAGCAGUUGUGGUGGGGUAAUUAAUUCCGCAUCGAAUACGGUGGCUGCAGCGGCAGCCGCCACCGCAAUAAAUGUAGUCAAUAAUGAUACAAAUAUACCGCUGCCGGGUGAAAAUUCUGCCGUAGGUUCGGUUGGUCCUACUGCUUUAACAUUGGAAACGGCAGCAGCUGUAGCAUCCUCAACUCAAGAACAGCAGGCUAGCAGUACAACAACACUAACAGCACCAUUUUUAAAUAAUAAUAAUAAUAAUAAUAAUAAUAAUAAUAGCAACAGUAACAAUAACAAUAAUAAUAUUAAUAAUAAUAAUAAUAAUAAUAAUAAUAACAAUAAUAAUAGCGAGAACACCGCGCCGUACGACGAAGCGUCAGCACGUUACCUAAUUGCUGCUAAUCCAUUAUUAGCAGAAAAGUUAAUGUCAAAAACUAUAAUACUCAGCCACAAAAAUGAUAAAAACGCAAAUUUUAAGGAUACCGAGAUUCCUAUUAUUAAACAAUCAACAAGUCCGGGACCUCAUCUACAGCACUUGUCUGCACAUCAAACACCACAACAUCCGCAGCAGCAGCAGGCGCAACAAAUUGCACAACAAGCACCCUUAACACCACAACAACAGCAACAACAACAACAGCAACAGCAGCAGCAACAACAAGCCGCAAGUCAAACAUCAUUUACGACAGGAUCUGGUUCAACAGCCAUCAAUAUUAAAACUGAGCAAAAUGUAUUGACUUCACCGCCACACCAGCAACAACAUCAGGCAUCAUUACAACAGCAACAACAGCAUGCCGGGGUUAACAUUCAGCAUGCAACGCCAUUAACUGGACCUAACGGCAAUUUGCAGUCAUUAACCAUACCGCACCGUCCUUUGUUGCAUAAUCUUUUAAGUGGAGGUUCUAUACAUAACACCCAUCACAGAAACUAUGUGGCAGGCACCAAUGGUUCAUUUCCGCCAAGUCCAGCUGAUAGCGGAGUAUCGGACGUCGAUAGUUCAAGUUCGGGCGGUCAGCCCUGUAGUGAUGAGCUUAAAGCACGUUUAGGUUUAGCACCGCAUUGUACAACGCAUAACCCGCAUUUACCAUCUGGCACAUUUCUUCAUCCAAAUCUUUAUCAGAAUUCUAAUUCCCUGAGAAAUAUAUGGAAUCGCGGUGUUGGAAUGCCGGAAAACUAUUAUCUACCAUUGGCCACGAAUGGCGGCAAUCCGUCAAGUAGUGGGCCAGUAGGUAGUAGCAAUGUUACCUGCAGUUCAACAGGCACAAAUGGUUUGCCGGCAAAUGGUUCAUAUGCGGCCGCCACGCCCUAUUUUACAACACCAUCACCGCCACGGGCAAAUGUUGGUCUGAGCGCUCAUCAUUCCCUACAUCCGCAUCAACCGCACGCAUUGCAUACGCAUCAGCAGCAUUCCUCAGUGUCGAAUAAUACGGUCGGGUCGACAAGUAACGUUCUAACGCCGAAUAGCGUGCUACCGCAUCAACAAAGUGUUAUACAACCGGCCACCUCAAGUGUCAAUUAUGACCUAUCCUAUAUGCUGGAAUUAGGCGGCUUUCAGCAGCGUAAAGUGAAAAAACCCCGUAAACCAAAAAUUGAAAUGGGCGUAAAGAGACGUAGCCGUGAAGGCUCUACCACUUAUCUAUGGGAAUUUUUACUUAAAUUGCUUCAGGAUCGUGAAUAUUGUCCACGUUUUAUAAAAUGGACAAACCGCGAAAAAGGAGUAUUUAAAUUAGUUGAUUCCAAGGCUGUAUCACGGUUAUGGGGUAUGCAUAAAAAUAAGCCCGACAUGAAUUAUGAAACGAUGGGUAGGGCAUUACGCUACUAUUAUCAGCGCGGCAUACUCGCCAAGGUGGACGGCCAACGUUUAGUUUAUCAAUUUGUUGAUGUUCCCAAGGAUAUAGUGGAGAUUGAUUGCAAUGGAGUUUAAGAGCCGGUAAUGAUGCUAACUAAUGAUGCAAUAUUUCUAACGCAAUGAACAUCAUGAACAAAGCAAGCAAUCUUUUGUAAAUCUUAUAAUGGCAUGACAGGGAAAGAGUCGAAAUGUUUUUUGUUGUUUAUUUGAAAUUUGUGCAAUAAUGAGAUCGUUAGCGUUAAAGAGAUGAUCGCCAAAGCCCAGAUUAAUACGGUACUUGGCUUUAAAGCACUGACUGUGAUGCUACUAAAGGAGGAUAUUUGCGCUUUGAUGGACAUAUGCGAAAUUAUUUCCCUCUAUUUUCACGUCCUUUCGCACUAGAAAAACGAUAAAGAAAAGGAACGAAAUACGAAAUGCAACACGCCUACGAAAGUGUGGAUCAUUGCCGACAUUUUGCACUUCUUUCCAAUGGUAAAUAUACAGAAAAAAGAAAA
This is a messenger RNA of Glossina fuscipes, 3371 nucleotides long. RefSeq names its product ecdysone-induced protein 74EF (gene Eip74EF). The coding region runs from base 682 to 2952 and encodes 756 amino acids. The transcript is spliced from 7 exons. Lineage: Eukaryota; Metazoa; Arthropoda; Insecta; Diptera; Glossinidae. Gene Ontology annotation, biological process: cell differentiation; regulation of transcription by RNA polymerase II. The record is from RefSeq and is a predicted model, not a curated record. Gene Ontology annotation, cellular component: nucleus. Gene Ontology annotation, molecular function: DNA-binding transcription factor activity, RNA polymerase II-specific; sequence-specific DNA binding.